Molecule: messenger RNA, 2085 nt
Organism: Seminavis robusta
Lineage: Eukaryota; Bacillariophyta; Bacillariophyceae; Naviculales; Naviculaceae
Source: the annotation of a GenBank genome assembly
AUGGACCCACAAACUCAACCAUCAGACAACUUCAAAGGACCUUCAGCAGAGAAAGGACUUCCUGUUGAGAUCCAAAGACAGCUGGCUAAGGAUAUAGAAUUGGCUGGAGGCAUACACACCUUUGAAGACAGUGCUUAUUCUCUUGACGAUCUUCUCAAAGGCAAAGAGACCAUCUACGGUGAACGAGGAAGCAGAAGGCGCAAACAAAUCAGAAACGUGGUCUUUAGGUGGAGGAAGUACAACAAGGAGAAAUUCUACCGAACUGUGUUUAUUCCCUUGGUCCUUCAGCAAAACACAAAGUGGUCUGAACCAAACGGCAUCCCUGAUACCCCAGAUACCACCAGCAGCAUUCAAGACAACAAAUUUGGUGGCAACUCCAACACUGAGCCAGACCCGCAACCAGCACAACCAAGCCGAUCUCCAAAGCCAAUCUUAACCAAGCCUGCCACCACCAAGCUCGCAUCCUCAAUUUUUGAGACACCAAAGCCACAAAUCAUGAAUGACAACAACACAUUCACCAUCAAGGUCAACACCGAACGCCCUGAGGCAAACAGAGAAGCUGGGAUCUACGAACUAGACAGGAUUGCAGGUGCCGGGGACAAGAAGAACCAGCUCUAUAGUGGCUUCUGGAUUGUCUUGCCUAUUGACAUCAGAUUCAUCUUGGAUGACAUGUCCGCCGCUCACUGGAGUGCUCGUAUAAUUGCAAAGAAUAAGAUUUUGCUUUCCACUCAAGCUUGGAACUACUCUUGUCUCUAUGACAGAGAUGAAUUCAAAAAGAAUGUCCAGCCCAAUGAACUCGAAGCUCUAGAUGGGGCUCAUCAUGACAUUUAUGAUGAAUCCUCUGGUGAAAUCAAGGAAGACAGAAAGUGGAAGCAUCUAGUGUUGGAAUUUCCAGAGAGAGUAAAGUUGUCUGCCAAGGAAAUCUACGGUGAUUCGGGCGAAGACGAUAAGCUAGAGCUUCAACUGCUACCUGUCACCGUGACACAUCCCAAGCAACCAAAGCUGAAGUACACUUCAAUGUUUGCUGCCUGGAAAGUAGCCCGAGUUGACAUUAGGGCUCGCAAAAAAGGCAAGGUUGGAAAGAAAGAUAAAAAGAGCGAUGCUGCACGCCAACUAGAGGAUUUGAUGAACGGCAUAUCUAUUAGUAUUGAUUCCAAGCCAGCUGCAAAAUCAGACUCUGACGACGAGGAGUCUGAAGUCGAGGAGUCUGAAGUCGAGGAGUCUGAAGAUGAGGAGUCUGAAGAAGAGGAGCGGAUGAAAAUCUGUGAUAUUGAAACGUUAAGAGCCCAAGCGUGUAGCAACCCAACUGUCAAGCCUGGUCCUGUAUUCAGUCUGGAGACAGUGCCGAAACUACCACCGGUUCCUCAAGGCAUACCAUCGGUCUUGUUCGCUGCUGCCCCAACACUUAGCCUGGCUCCCAACCCACCUACAAGAGACACCCAAGAGAUGACGGAAGAGCUCCGGAAGAACUCAUUCAAGCCGCAACCAAGUAGCAAAGUUUCGCGUGCUCUCACAGCGGAGCAGAGGAGGAAAGAAAGGAGAGCGGAAAAACAGAACCAAGCCAGAUUGAAAAGCCCCACCCCUGGCAUUGAUGCAAACUUCCUCCAGGGUCUUAUCGUUGCCGCAGAUACCUCCCAUGAGAAGACAAAAGAAAUAAUGGCAAAGUCAACCACCUCACCAGAGGCGAGCAUUGGUGCAGGAUCAGAGGCGGACACAGACAAAGAAGACUCGGACGAUGAAGACUCGGUUGAUGCUUACCGCCAUGCUCGCCGAAUGGAAAAGGCACAUGAGUUGCUGAAAGAAGAAAAGGGCGGUGACAUUGCUUGGUGUGAUGCCAUGAUUGCUGAUCUUGAAAAAUUUGUUUCUGAAAAUGAGGCAGGCCUUGACGAUCUCCUUGCAGAGGAUGAUCUAAAUGCACUGCUGGGAGCAGAGGAUAGUGGAAGUGACGGUGAAAGCUGUGGUACCGGUACUGGGACCAUCAAGAGGAAGCGCUCUUGGGGCGAAGCCAGUAGUGAUGAAGAAACUGACACUGACACUGAGAUGGAUGGAGAAGAAUUAUUGGAGCCUCCAACCAAGAGGAAAUAA